Molecule: messenger RNA, 1068 nt
Organism: Thyridium curvatum
Lineage: Eukaryota; Fungi; Ascomycota; Sordariomycetes; Thyridiales; Thyridiaceae
Exons: 2
Coding region: 1-1068 (355 amino acids)
Biological process (GO): transcription initiation at RNA polymerase II promoter; RNA polymerase II preinitiation complex assembly
Cellular component (GO): nucleus; transcription factor TFIID complex
Molecular function (GO): protein heterodimerization activity; transcription coactivator activity
Source: RefSeq, a predicted model, not a curated record
AUGGCGUCGCCUCCGCCCAACCAUCCGCCCUCCUACUCCCCUUCCUUCGCAUCGCGAGAGCUCCCCGCCAUCAACACAUCUCUCGGCAUGGGAUCGAAGAAGCGCUCGGCCGCCGACGGCAGCACCACGCCAGCCAACAAGCGGCGGAAGGCAUCCAUCAUGUCGGCCGGCUCUGCCCACCCGCUCCGGCAGACCUCAUUCCCGCCCGACGAGGCCGGCACUCCCUUCUCGGCGCGGUCGCCCUCCGUCGACGUCGAGACGGCGAGCCUCGUCAGCGCCAGCGCCAGCCAGCUCAGCGCCGCGGGCCGUCCUAAGAAGAAGCGCGGCCGCAAGAGCAAGGCGGAGAAGGCGCGGGAGCAGACGCCGUCGGUGGCGGGCGGCAGGGCGCCCACGGCGGUCAGCGGGACUAGCGGUCCCAGGAGCAACGUCGGGGCCGGGAACGAGGCGGCCGAGGACGACGAGGCCGAGGGCGACAUGCAGGAACACAUGGCUAAGAACAAUGCGACCCGCACAGAGGAGGAGCGAAAGGAGGAGAAGAGGCUGAGGGCCAUGCUGGCCAGCGCUAUGGAUCUCGACCAGUUUGAGCGGUUCUCGGCGUGGCGCGCUGCCAAACUGCCUGAUUCGGUCAUCAAGAGGCUGGUAAAUGCCACCGUCUCCCAAUCGGUGCCGCCGUCCGUCGUUACCGCCGUCCGCUCCGUCACCAAGUACUUCUUGACCGACCUCAUUGUCAAGGCCAGACGCGUACAGGGCGAGUGGUCCGAGGUGGAGAACGAGAAGCAAGCCGACGUGGAGUAUCCCGGCAGGAUCCUGACACGAAACCCCGAGGCCAAGGAGAAGUUCGACAAGCAAGCCAAGGAGUGGCCGUGGGAGGCCGAGAAGGAAGAGGUCAUUCUGCAGGAGCCGCCGCGCGGACCGCUGCGUCCCGACCAUUUGCGCGAGGCCUGGCGUCGGUACAAGACUUCCUUGCAGGGCAGCUCUACGGGACUUCAGGGCCUUUGGCAUGUUCAGCAGCAUAGUGGCGUAGAGCGUUUUCCUUCUAAGACUGGAGGACGGCGGAUCUUCAAGUGA